Cydia amplana is the source of this 1342-nucleotide messenger RNA. Its product is annotated as putative RNA-binding protein Luc7-like 2. NCBI's taxonomy places the organism in Eukaryota, Metazoa, Arthropoda, Insecta, Lepidoptera, Tortricidae. Gene Ontology annotation, biological process: mRNA splice site recognition. The coding region runs from base 180 to 1286 and encodes 368 amino acids. Gene Ontology annotation, molecular function: mRNA binding. The transcript is spliced from 8 exons. The record is from RefSeq and is a predicted model, not a curated record. Gene Ontology annotation, cellular component: U1 snRNP; U2-type prespliceosome.
CUUGUUUAACUAUUCAAUAAAUUUGGCUGUAUUGCGAGGAUUGUUUUAAAAUAAAUUUUAUUUAGUUGUAAGGGUGAAAAAUCUGACGGUUUCUUUUAGAGGAGCGCCUCGUAACUCACUAGACUUUAUAGUCUAGUCCACAGUAAAUAGCUCCUACCUUACCACACCAAGCAUUCAGAAUGUCUGCACACGAGCAAAUGAGGGCGAUGUUGGAUCAAUUGAUGGGCACAGCUCGCAAUGGUGAAGCUGACAGGCAUGGGGUCAAGUUUUUUGAUGAUUCUGUGUGUAAAUCAUUUUUACUACAAUGUUGCCCACAUGAAAUUCUAUCUUCAACGCGAAUGGAUCUAGGUGAGUGUCCAAAAAUACAUGAUCUGGCACUGCGGGCGGAUUAUGAGUUAGCGUCAAAAACCAAAGAUUAUUUCUACGACAUCGACGCGACGGAGCACUUAGAGGCAUUCAUAGCGGACUGUGACCGUCGGACUAACGCCGCCAAGCAGCGCCUGGCCGAAACGCAGGAGGAGCUGUCCGCUGAAGUGACCGAGAAGGCUAACUCGGUGCAUGAGCUCGCGGAGCAGAUCGGCCAGAAACUGGCGAGGGCCGAGGCUCUCGGAGAGGAGGGUAUGGUGGAAGAGAGCGUCAAACUGAUGGGAGAGAUAGACGAAUUGCGUAAAAAGAAAGCGGUCGCGGAACAAGAGUACCGCAAUUCGAUGCCUGCUUCGUCCUACCAGCAACAGAAGUUGCGCGUCUGCGAGGUGUGCUCCGCCUACCUCGGCAUACACGACAACGACCGGCGGCUCGCCGACCAUUUUGGAGGGAAAUUGCAUCUCGGAUUUAUCACUAUUCGCGAAAAGCUCGCCGACUUGAAGAAAAACGUUGAGAGUCGUCGCGAGGAGCGCGGCGCGUCGGAGCGCGAGCGCGGGGGCGGGGGCCGGCGCCACUACGUCGGCGGCCGCGAGCUCGACCGCCGCGCGCGCCGCCACCGCGAGACCGCGCGCGAGCGCCGCGACGACCGCAAGGACGAGCGCGACCGCGAGCGCAAGGACGACCGCGAGCGCAAGGACGACCGCGAGCGCAAGGACGACCGCGAGCGCAAGGACGACCGCGAGCGCGAGCGGGAGCGGGACAGGGGCGAGCGGGACCGAGAGCGCAAGAGGAGUCGAUCGCGCAGCAAAAGCAAGCGGGACGGUUCCCGGGAGCGGUCUCGGGACCGGGACCGCAACCGCGUGCGGGACACGCGCCGCAGCCGCUCGCAUCUAUCGUCGUCGCGCGACCACCGGCGGGACUAGCACCGCCUUCCUACGAUAUUAAUACAAGAGAAUAUUGACGCGCCAUACCAAUCUGA